This is a messenger RNA of Chlamydomonas reinhardtii, 8424 nucleotides long. RefSeq lists its product as uncharacterized. Gene Ontology annotation, cellular component: nucleus; centrosome; centriole. Gene Ontology annotation, molecular function: DNA-binding transcription factor activity; tubulin binding. The record is from RefSeq and is a predicted model, not a curated record. Bases 707 to 6763 code for a protein of 2018 amino acids. The transcript has 6 exons. Lineage: Eukaryota; Viridiplantae; Chlorophyta; Chlorophyceae; Chlamydomonadales; Chlamydomonadaceae. Gene Ontology annotation, biological process: cilium assembly; centriole elongation; regulation of DNA-templated transcription.
GUCGAUUUCUAAAGGAUUCCCUGCCUCAGCACUAAGCUCACCGGCUACCUUUGUUGUGCGCAGCUUUGCUGCAAGCUCGUUCCACGUUGCGAACCAAACAUUACGUGGCAGUCGCCGGACGCUCUGCGCGCGGGCUCGACUAGCUCUACCCUGCCUGUGUGCCGCAUCACAACACUAUACUGUAGCUCAAUUGACAGCCACACGGCAGCCUUCGUGACUCGCCGCCGCCCCAGAGUCUGACCCACGGGGCGCCUAGCCUCCAGCGCUUUCCUGCUUGCGCCGUAGCAAGGCUGACAGCUUUAGGCUCGCAGCAGCGUGCAGUGGGCGUUUGGAAGCGUCGCGUGGCCUUGGCCUGGUUGACUGGUGCGAAGCAAGCCGGUCGCGUAACGCGGCGCCGAACUCCGUCCGUCGCUGUGCUGCACUGCCCUUGAAGCCGGGCCAGUCCAUGCAGGCUGCUGCUGGCGGCGCGCGCUAAGCCGCGCGCACGCCGCACGCAGCCAUGGCGUUGAGCACGAGCGAGUGAGGGACUUCAACAGCAGUUCGAGAGGCACAGCACGCAGCGGUCACAUAACAUCGUCCAUUUUGGCCGCUAAGACGCAGCACGUGACAGGACUGAUUAUACCAGCACGACCCAGAAGGGAGCAAACCGCUCAACGACUUCAACAGCAACCGCGUACGACCGGGGCGUUUGACACUCGACGCAGCCAUGGACUUGGCAAAUGCGCCCUCGCUCGGCUUCUUCCUCGCCGCCGCCGCGUCAGGCGGCAGCGGUGGCGGGCUUAACGGCAUAGGCAGUGGCGACGGCGGCGGGGGUGGUGGCGGCAGCAGCAACGGCGGGGGCUUCGCUGACCGGCUGGACACGAGCCGGCUUGCCUCGCUGGACACACUGGCAGCUGCGGCUCUUGCGGUGGAGGUGGAGGACGAGUUCGGGCUGGGGCUGGCGCUGGGGCUGGGGCCGCCCGCAGGCGAGGCCGGCGGCACUGGAGGCGGCGGGUUGGCGCGGCCGCGGUCGGGGCUGCUGCUAAGGGCCAGGUCCGUGCCGCUCCCACACCAGCAGCACCAGCACUUGCAGUACGUGCAUGCGCCGUCGCAAUGUCAUGCAGCUGCUGCUGACUGCGGCGGGGAAGCCUCUGCACAGGCCCAACCCCAGCCCCAGUUGGACCAGCAACAGCGCGUGCGGCAGCUCAGCCGGGCAGCAGCCACGCCUUUCGCGCUGGGGGCCCCGCCUCCGGCCAGCCCGCCGGCGGCGCUGGACAGCGCAGGGGGCGGUGGGAGUGGCGGUGCAGGUGCAGGUGCAGGGCUGGGCGGUGGAGACAUCGGUGUGCCGGCUGCCCACACGCUCAGCCCGCCGGCCUCGCCUUUGCAUCCAGCCCCUGCCGGCCCGGUCGUCGCGCCCAUGCGGCUGCAGCCCGCCACGCCGCCGGCGGCCGGCCGCGGGACGGCCCCUGCAGCUACGCCCUUCGCCACCGCCGCGGCUGCCGCCACUGGCUCAGCUUCCAUGCCGGCAGCGGGCACUCCCGGCGACCUGGGCGAUUCACAGGAGCAGGGGCAGCAGGUUGAAAAGGCGGCCUUGCCUGGCUCAGGCAAUGACGCGACCACCAGUGCAGUCAGUGGCGGCACCUGUGACGGUGGCACCUGUGAUGGAGGGAUGCCUGCGCCGCAGACGCCCUCUGCCGCAGCCAAGCGCGACAGCAAAGGUGGCGGCGGCGAUGGCAGCCUGAGCGGCGGAGGCGGGAGCAACGGGAGUCGGCAGCUGCCGCACGCAUCGCAGCCGCGUAUAAGCGCUCCUUCAGCCGCGGGCGGUGGUAAAAACACCACUGCUGCACCUGCAUCUGCACCUGCAUCUGCAGAUGCAAGUGCAUCCCUCCUGGCCGGCGCGAAUACAGCCUCCACGCCGGCGCAGCUACCACCUCUGCCGCCGCUGCCACAGCCCUCCCGGUCGAGUGCCAAGGCGCCAGUCGUCCGGCCGGGCCGUCCCGCCGGCUCGCCGCCGCCCAACACCGCCCGCGGGCCCCUACGUCAGCAGCACCUGCCAGACCUGUCCAGCCUCCGUCCCGGUGGCCCCUCUACCUCCAGUCGCGCCAGCGGCUCAGCAGGGGCGGCCGGCACCUCCACCGCCACCAAGGCGAAGAAAGGGGGACAGGCGCCGGCCCGGAGCAAAACGCCGCCCCGUGGCCGCAGCGACGGCGCCGCCGCCGGCGCCCAAAGUGAAGGUACUGGCGGCGGCGGGGAGGCAGACAGCAGGCAGCAGAAGGGGGCCGCUGACGGCGGGCCGCGGUGCCGUCUGCCCAAGCGCGCAGCGGCCGUGGCUGCCGCGCGUCGCCUGGCAGACCGCAGCAGCGGCGGCGGCAGCCAAGCAGCGGAGCAGGAGGUGGUUGGUGGUGAGGUCGAGGAAGUGGGUGGGGAGGGCGUGGAGGAGGGGCAGGAGGAGGCUGAGCCAGUUGGCUCGGAGGAGGAGGACGAGGAGGUCAACAGCUCGGAGAGCCAUGACGGGCCCGGGGCGGAGGCAGAGCCGGGUGCUGCUAACGGCACACUCACAGCCAUCACGGCGCACAUGUCACCGUCGCCGUUUCGCCCUGCAGCACCCACAACAGCACGCGCACCCUUAGCAGCCCCAGCAGCCCCAGCAGCCCCAGCUACAACUACAGCCGCUGACGUGGUAGCUGGCGAUGCAGCCGCGCUCAUCUGCUGGGCGUCGCCGGAACCGCCGCCUCCACUGCAUCAACAGCAGCAGCCGCUGCUGCUGCCAGGCCCCGCCAGUAGCCACGCCGGUGAUACUGCCGGGGCGCCCGGUACAGUGCCCUCGCAGCUAACUAGAUGCACGCCUGGCCUGAGCCACGCCCACAUCAGCAGCGCCAGCCCUGAAGCUGCACCGCUGCCGCUACAGCCGCAUCUGCCGUACCCGCAGCCUCAGCCUCCAGCUCUGGGACCACCGCUACAGCUACAGCCACCACCAUCACCGCACGCGCCACCACACCAGCUGCAAUCGCCUCCAAAGCCCGAGCAGCUGCUGUCGCAGCCGCCGCGGCCGCCGCAGCCCGUCGGCGGCGCCGACCUCAGCCCCUACCUGGAUGUCCCCUCCGACAUCCGCUGCCCCGAGGAGCUCGACCUACUACCGCCCCUGCCGCCGCUGCCCCGACUCAAGCUACAGCCGCCUGGCAGCAAGCUGCAGCCAUCUGGGUCGCAGCCGGAGCAGCAGCAGAGGCCUGGCGACGCCUUGCCUCUCGGCAGCGCCACCAGCAGCGGCGCAGUCAAGAGCAGCGGCGUCGCCAAGCCCCCCUCUCCUACCUUAGCAGGCACCAAGCGGCAGGCACCGGCGCCUGCUGUGCCGCUUGCAUCUGGCGCCCCCGCAGGCGGCUCGAGGACUGCAGCAGCCGCUGCAGCAGGUGGCGAUGAGCAGGAGCCGCAGCCGCCGCCAGCUAAGAAGAGUAAGAAGAAAAAGAAGAAGGGCGGCGGAGCAGGAGCAGCAUCAGGGGGAGGAGCGGCAGGGGCCGAAGGGGGAGCUGGCGGCAGCCCCCCGCGCAGUCUGCCACCCGUCAGCAGCCUUCUGGGACUCCCGACGCCCGCUUCGGCGGCAGCGGCGGCCGCGGUAGCGGCGGCGGCGGCCGCUGCGGAGGUGGCGGCGGCGGCGUGUGCGGGCACGCCGCGCCCCAUCAAGACCAACGACAAGACUGUGCUGCGGCGCGAGCGCAACCGGUUGGCCGCCAAGAAGUGUCGGGCCAAGAAGAUGGAGUUCAUAGCGCAGAUGCAGGCCCAGCUGGACGACAUGGCCCAGCGCAAUGAGGAGCUGGCCACGCAGCUGGCCACACUGCAGCGACUGCACGUGCGGGAGCUGCACUGCAAGGAGGUGCUCAAGAUGGUGCUCCAGGGCUGCUGGGACCUGCCGGGCGGCGCCGCCAGCCGCCUGCCCUACUCGGCCGAUGCAGUGCUAGCGUCACUGGAGGCGGGCACCAUGGACGUCGGGCCACUGCUGGACGCCCUGUCGGGAGCCGCCGAGCCGCCGCCCCUGCGCCAGCCGGAGCAGCUGCAAGGGCAGGGACAGCACCAGCAGCACCAGCAGACACCGCGUCACCUGCAGCAGCCACAACAGGCACAGCAGCCACAAAAGGCACAGCAGCUACAGUAUCCGCAGCAGCAGCAGCAGGCGCUGAUGGCGCCGCCAGGAGCGCCGCCGGCCUCGCCACAUGCCCCCAGCCUGGAUCCCGGCGCCAGCCCGCAGCAGCAGGGCCUCCUGCUGCCUGCGCCGCUGCACUUGCCACACGGCGCACCAGUGCUGCUGCCGCCCAGCGCCGCCAGUGCUGGUGGUGCUGCAAGUGCUGAAGUCGCGGCGGCGGCGAAAGCCGCAGUGGCGGCGGGUGUCCACCUCCCUCAGGCGGGAUCCGUCACGGACGCCACGGCCUCAGCAGGCGGCGCCGCCGCGACCACGCCCGCGUUUCUGCCGGUGGCGGGCGGAAGCGGCGCCUUUGACACCCUGCAGCGGCAGCAGCAGCCGCCGCAGCGGCAGCAACAGCCGCAAGCGGCGGCCGUUGAGGAGGAGGACGAGGACGAGGAUGCUGCGGACGAUCGGGCGGCGGCCGAGGCGGAGGAGCGGCGACUUCCAGAGCCGCAGCCACCAGCGCACAUGGUUGGCAGUGGUGGCGGCGGUGGCGGCGGUGGCAACACCUUUACUGCGUUGCUGAGGGGCGGCUCACUGGGCUUUGCGGCAAGCCUGCAGGCCGCAUCGAGAGCCGGCUUUGGUGGCAGUGCGACUGGUUACGGCGCAGCAGGCAAUGGCGCGAGUGGCUCUGCAGCAGCCGGAAGUGGUGGUGGAGGUGGCAGCCUGACGGCAAGUGGCCGGCUCGGCUCUCUCGACUGGUUGCUGCUGGCAGCUGCGUCCAUGGAUGCCGGAACUGCUAACGCCAUCGGCGCGGCCGUUGGCGGCGACCCUGCUGGCAGUACCGGCGGCGGCGCAGGUGAGAAUGCUGGAAACGACAACUCUGCUGGAGGCCAGCUGCCGCCGCCGCGGCCCCUAGACAUCCCCCAGCUCCACGGCGGCAGCGGCGGCGAUGGCGGGGUUGGGUCCGCCGCUGUAGCUGCUGCUCCUGACGAUGGCAAUGCCACUGGGUAUUAUGUCGGUGAUGGCGGCGGCGGCGGCGGUGGGCCCCUUAGCGCCUUCGCCAACCUCCCGUACCAGCCACCGCACCAGCAGCAACAGCAGCAACCGCAGGCGGCUCCUCAUGCGGCUGCGCUGCCGCAGCAGUCCGCCUACUGGGGCCAGCAGCCCUACGGCCCUCUGAUGCCUUACCCCACGGAGGCCGCACCGGGCAGCAGUGCCGCAGGUGCUCCGGCGGCACUCGGGACUGGGCUACUGCCACAGGGGCAUCAGGAGCACGGGCAGGGACAGGGGCACCAGAGCCCUCUGCAGCUGCAGGUCCCCCGCCACCCGCCGGGCCAUCCGGGGCUGCAUUGCCUGACGCAGCAGCCGCAGCCGCAACUGCCAGGACACGGCAGCAGUGCUGGCAGCGAGCAGCAGCAACAGAUUACAAUUGGAAGCAGUGAGGAGCUGGAGGCAGACGGCGGCGAGGGCGGGGGUCCUGACCAGCAGGCUGUAGUGGCGGCCGCGACGGCGGCAGCGCCCGCGGCGGCUGCAGCUGCACUGGCCCUGUAUUAUGUCGGUGGAGGAGGCGGAGGAGGCGUGGCGGGAGGUGGUGGUGGUGGUGCUGGUGUCGCCCUCCAGCAGGAGUACUCGGUGGGCGGCCCGGGCUCUGCUUAUUACGCCCAAGCACAGCAGCCACUACUACUGCUGCAGGCGCAGGCACACCAGCAGCAACAACUGCAGGUGCCACCGCCGCUGUUUGCUGCUGGGGUUGGCGUCCCAACAGCGGCAACGGUGGCAGCAGCGGACGGCAACACCGGCUGGCAGUGGGACGGCACCCCCAUCACUGCGCCUUCCGCUGCCGGUGCGACAGGGAGCAUGCUGCCGCCUGGCUUGCAGUAUCAACCCCAGUCGCCUACGCAGCAGUACCAAGCUGUGCGGUCACCCAUCCCCCAGCAGCUGCCGUAUUAUCAGUCGCCGCAAGCUUCCCAGCUCCAGCCACAACCCAUGCAGUCGCCGCCGCACCAGCAGCAGCAGCCGCAGCGGCAGCCGCAGCCGCACCGGCAGCCGCAGCCGCAGCGGCAGGCGAUGCGCACGCCGUUCAGUGACUUCUGGGGUAUGGGCGCGGCGCUAGCAGCUGUAGGGCCUUCUGCCGCCGGCCGCCAGCAGCAGGAGGACCCGCCCAGCUCCGCCGGCGCUGCCGCCAUGCCGCAGCACCAAGAUUUCCAGGUCAGAGUGGGUCCCAGCUCGGAAUGGGGCCGCAGCAUUGCUGAGGUCGGCGCAUUGCGGACCAUGCAUCAGCAGCAGCUGCAGCACCAACUACACCAACAGCACCCUUACCAGUGGCAGCAGGCGGCACCCGGUGCUGAGCUACAGCCGGAGGUGGGCUCCGGUUCAGGAUCAGGCCUUGCUACUACAGCUUCGGCAGCGGUGGAGGCGGGUGAGGGCUGUGGCGUAGCAAGUACGGGUGGAAUCGGCUUUCGCUCUGCUACAGCCGCCGUGGCGGAGGCAAUGGCAGCGCCCUCCCUGCUGCACGAUGCCACGUCAGUGGUUUCCACCCUCGGAGCGACAGCCGCGCCGCAGGCGCAAGUGCACUUGCCGUCCCCGCCAGCCAAGCAGGCCCGGCAGCGGGAGGCGCAACAGCCGGCUGGACAGCUGUCCGACACGCCCAAGAGGCGCAGGAGGUAGAAGGCGGGGCGUAGAAGAGUGGCCACGGCACGCCGGUGCUUGCGUGGCUCUGGAGCGACUUUACAGAGACUAGCAUGCAUGCACAGCGGCAGCAGCUGCGCUAAGAGGAUGAGCGUCAUGCAGGUUAUAACCGCGCAUGGGGCAGCGCGUACAUGGGGCUCGAGUAUGCGGCGGUGCGUGGCGCUGACGUGGUUGCCGCUGUAGCACUGCACCCCACAUGCACGCACGUGGCGACGACAUUUUGACCAGUCCUUUUAUUAGCUUACAGCUUUUGUUCGCUGUUGAUGAUGACGCGACCGAGUUUAUACCGGGGCUUAUCCUGCCCUAACUAGCUAACUGCGUGUCUAGGCAUGGCAGCGGCGCGUUUGAAGUCAGCACAAAGGCUUGCCCCGGCAUACAUGGGUCUGCAUGUCAUGUCGUCCCGGUGCAGCAGGAGAAGAAAACCACAUUCACGAGCACGGGCACGAAAUCCAUCGUGCAUCGCCACAGCAGCUGUCUUCAUCUUUUUGCGUUUGCAUCGAGGCCUAUGACUUGUGGUUGCGGCGUAAAUGUCUACUGUGUAGGCAUGGAACCCACACGAUGGGAACGGCGCGAACGAGUGCGUGGCGGAACGUCAGACCCGGAUGAUGGCAUUGCGCAUGAGCCGCCCAGGUGUGCGACCGCAUGCGAUGCCAAGCUAGGCCUGGUGGCCGAUGGCCCAUCACGACAAGACGAGAGCGUAAGAGAAUAGGAGAGGAGUGUUCGAUGGGCUUGCGGGACUGGGGGUUUGUUGGAUGCGAUGACCGGAGGGCAAGCUGGUGCACGGUUCUCAGCACGGAUGCGCGGCGUGUGCGUGGUAGGCUGCUGGGGGGCAUGCGCCAUACCAUAGUGCAUGCGCCCAUACAUGUGCGCGACCCCAGCGGUGCCUGCUGAGAGUGCCUAGUUGGUUGCAGUCUAUCGAGUGUGUGCAGAGUGAAAGCGAGCGGCGCACGCGUUGCACUAGUUGUAGCCCAAUCAAGGCGAGGCACACAACGCGGGAGGGUGGGAAGGCGGGCAGCUCAUCACACGGUGGCGGAUGGAUGGCAGGCGCGUAGGUAUGGGCAUGGCAGCGGCCGGAGCGUGUGGGCAUUGCAUAUGGCGGGGCUGAGGUGUUUGUCUCUUUCCUGCCACGGUGCGGUGGCACGGCCGCCGCAGCCGCCCAAAGUAGUUCUCUUGCCUCCUGACCGCCGUACGUGAUGUGCGUGGGGAAUCUGCAGACGCCAGCUAGGCAGCUACUAUAGUAUAGUGUGCUCAACUUGGAUGAAGCACGGGAUCGUUGUUGACCUUCGUUGAUUAUGCAAGGACCUGUAAUGCGCAACGCAUGCCCGACUCGACACUGCAUGUUGCAAGAGCCCAGGAAGGCGGCGCGUAUGGUGAGGUGCGUGGUGGGCCGGAUGGAGAGGAGCGCGCGGUGGUGGUGGCGAUGGGCGGUGAGGCGGAAAGGGGAGGGCCACACGAGGCCGCCGGUCGUGGAAGGCUGCCGGCAUCAGGUGGCAAAAGGAAGAGGGGCGUGUGCGUGCGGGCUGGCGAGGUGUCGGAUGAGGAUUGAGGAGGCGUCAUCGUUGCUACUCGUCCAAGGCGUAGACCAAACGCAUUGUUGCUUCGUGUGGGAACGUGGGACAGCGAGAGAGCCUCGGAUGCUC